UAUGGUGUAAACGGGACUUCAUUUUAUUCGUCUCUGACAUUGCAUAGGAUCAUGAAUGAAAGCGAGGUAACAACAAACGUGACCUACAAUGGUUCUAUGGUUGGAGACCUCGAAGACUGGAAUAGUCAAAUUGCCUCGGAUCGUCUACUUAACACAGUCAUACUAUGCUUAUAUUUGACCAUUGGAGUGGUAGGAAAUUUACUUGUAAUUUUCGUAUACAAAUCUCGCUCGCACAUGCAGACGGACAACCGUUACUUCAUCUUGUUUCUGGCGGAGCUGGAUCUUGGUGCUCUGAUAGCAGGAGUCACUUAUUCUCUGUUCCUAAAUUUUUAUUUUGUUCUCCCAAAAGAUGGAGCAGUAUGUAAGGUAUUUUCUUUCCUUCUUCAAACAGGAGGAGUUACGUCGGGGAUUGUAUUGUUAUAUAUCUCCAUCCAGCGAUACAAAUUGGUCUGUAGACCGACGAGGAGACAAAUUACAGCACGCCACCGAAAAAUUAUGUUAGCGAUCAGCCUUGCUGCUGGAGCCGGCCUGUCUGCUCCUAUAUCAGCGUUUUACGACGUUAGCGAAGUAUACAGUGAAGAAAGAAAUGUCACGGGGUUCGAGUGCAGCAUUGUAAAACCUACAGCUCUCCACAGUGUUAUGUUCUCGAUUUAUAAUGGUAUCUUAUUUCUAGCAACGAUUGGCAUACUGGUCACUAUGACAGUUUUGUAUACUUUCAUUUUGAAAUCAAUGAAGAAAAGAAGUGCCACAUUCAAAGAACGCGAAAGCCGACGGAAACAGCUACGAGAAAUGGCCGAUGCUAAUACGGGAGAUUUUUCCAGCGAGGAUCUUUUAAACAGUUCAUCCCAAGGCCAAACAAGUAGCAAUGGACUCGAAGUAAGAAAUUCCCAAUUCAUCCUGGUCGAACAUUUGGCAAAAGAGAGGCACCCGAGAUCCUCUAUGAUUAUCGAUAAAGAAGAUGGUACAAAAAGUCGAGACUCAGUCUGUCAGAGAAACUCCCGUAUCGAUACUCAAUCAAAACAGCUGACGAAACGAGGCAGAAAAGCUAGCUAUCAAGCUGUAAAGAACCAUUUUUCAACACAUCGAUAUUCUUACAUCUUUAUAUCGAUAUCAUUCUUUUUUGCGAUAUCGUACAUUCCAACAGUGAUCGUGUCUGCUAUAGAAUCGCGAUCACGAUACUUUUGGAUUAACCAAUCAUACUCUGCCCUUCAGAUUUUCUUGAUUCUGCGCAGGAUGUAUAUUUUCAACCACAUUGUUAAUCCAAUAAUUUAUGGCUAUUUUGAUCGAUCUUUUCGUAGGGAAGUGAAGAAAUUACUACGUAAAGUGUUGUGCGGUCUGGUGAAAACCGAAAAUAACAGUUUGUCGGACAAGACAAGUGGAAACCACUACUAAUCUUUGGGAUUAUGUUAAAUGAACUUUUAUCUUAUUUUGAGGCAUGAUGUUUAAGCCCC
Saccostrea echinata is the source of this 1451-nucleotide messenger RNA. Its product is annotated as cholecystokinin receptor type A-like. Gene Ontology annotation, molecular function: neuropeptide receptor activity. The record is from RefSeq and is a predicted model, not a curated record. Bases 52 to 1392 code for a protein of 446 amino acids. NCBI's taxonomy places the organism in Eukaryota, Metazoa, Mollusca, Bivalvia, Ostreida, Ostreidae. Gene Ontology annotation, biological process: neuropeptide signaling pathway. Gene Ontology annotation, cellular component: membrane. The transcript has a single exon.